GCGAGGGGGGCGGCAGGCGGCGAGCACUGCACUCGCAACAGGGACGCGGUUUGAAAUCCGAUCCUAGUUCAUUUUUCCCCCUCUCUCCAGAGCCCGGUGCUCAAACUGUUAGUGGGAGUCUGUGAGCCAAGCUUUCACACAGCACCAAACGCCCCGCACUUCACAACAGACCCAGCGGCGCAGCGGAGCAGUUGUGCCCGGACAGCACAGCUACACUGGUGCUCCUUUAGAUGAUACAGUCCAGUGUGCUUUUGCUACACCUUUCAGCGGUUUAAGGACUGGACAGAGUCGGACAGCUCAAGGCUGUGUGUGAAUACGGCUUCGAAGUUCUUCUCAAACACUGCACUGAGUUCACGUCUGUUUAGAUUUUCUUCACGCCUGGAUUUGGAAACUUCAGUGUAUUUGGAUGAUUUGCCCCCCGAAUGUAAUUCCCGAAACAUCUGGAAAGGACCCCGCAGACCAAGCUCUCUCAAAAAGCCAAUAAACCUAUUUUAUUUUGAUCUCGUGAAGGAUUACUGCCAAGAAGGAAUUUGGUGGGGGACGGGCAGCGACAGGACUGUGUUUGUGUGUGUGCGUGUGUGGCAGCGCUACAUUGACAGCAUGUGUGGAAUGGUGGAGGAUGUCUGAGUCUGGUCUCCGUGGUGAGGACACUCGUCCCCGCGUCACUCGGCCCGGGAUGGUCCCGCUCUGUCUCCUUCUGUACCUCGCGGCCCUCAUCUUCCCUCCGAUGUACAGUGCCCACCUGCUGUCCACAGAGCCCACAGAUUGGGUGUCGAGUGAGGUGGAAGUGUUUCUGGAGGACUAUGUGGCUGGCGUCGGGGAUACUGUGGAUCUGUCCUGCACGCCGCGCGACUUCCUGGUCCCCAUCGUGUGGCAGAAAGACGGCGACGCCGUGUCUCCUAACAACCGUACGCGGGUGGGGCAAAAAGUGCUCCAUAUCAUCAAUGUCUCCUAUGAAGACUCGGGGGUGUAUUCCUGUAGACACACCCACAGCAGCACGCUGCUAAGCAACUACACUAUCAGAGUCACCGACUCGCUGUCCUCUGGUGAUGAUGAGGACUAUGAUGAAGAUGAGGACGAUGCAGGUAAUGGAAAUGCUCCAUACUGGACCCGUCCUGACCGGAUGGAGAAGAAACUGUUGGCUGUUCCCGCCGCCAAUACAGUGAAGUUCCGCUGUCCUGCUGCCGGCAACCCCGCUCCCACCAUCCAUUGGCUGAAAAAUGGGAAGGACUUCAAGGGAGAGCAGAGAAUGGGCGGGAUUAAAUUGAGGCAUCAGCAGUGGAGUUUGGUCAUGGAGAGUGCCGUUCCAUCUGACCGGGGAAACUACACAUGUGUGGUGCAAAACAAAUACGGGAUAAUCAAACACACUUACCAACUCGACGUGCUGGAGCGCUCUCCUCACCGGCCCAUCCUACAGGCGGGACUCCCGGCCAAUCAGACGGUGGUGGUGGGCAGUGAUGUCGAGUUCCACUGUAAGGUGUAUAGUGAUGCUCAGCCACACAUCCAGUGGCUCAAACACAUCGAGGUGAAUGGAAGUCAGUAUGGGCCCAAAGGCGCCCCCUACGUCAACAUCCUUAAGACUGCGGGAAUAAAUACUACGGAUAAAGAGCUGGAGAUUCUCUACCUGACCAAUGUGUCUUUUGAGGAUGCGGGGCAAUACACUUGUCUGGCAGGGAACUCGAUUGGCUAUAACCAUCACUCUGCCUGGCUUACAGUGUUACCAGCGGUAGAGAUGAAGAGAGAGGAUGACUAUGCGGACAUCCUCAUCUACGUGACAGGCUGCGUGCUCUUCAUCCUCACCAUGGUCAUCAUUAUCCUCUGCCGUAUGCGGAUGAACACGCAGAAGACUCUCCCCACACUGCCCGUUCAAAAACUGUCCAAAUUCCCCCUCAAGAGACAGGUGUCCUUGGAAUCUAACUCUUCCAUGAAUUCAAACACCCCGUUGGUCCGGAUCGCCCGCCUGUCAUCUGGUGAUGGGCCCAUGCUGCCCAACGUUUCUGAACUUGAACUGCCCUCUGACCCCAAGUGGGAAUUUCCACGUACUAAACUAACGCUGGGGAAACCGUUGGGAGAGGGUUGCUUUGGGCAGGUAGUGAUGGCUGAAGCCAUUGGGAUUGACAAAGAGAAACCCAACAAACCUCUCACUGUUGCUGUCAAGAUGCUCAAAGAUGACGGCACAGAUAAGGACCUCUCGGACCUUGUGUCUGAAAUGGAGAUGAUGAAGAUGAUUGGAAAACACAAGAACAUCAUCAACUUGUUGGGAGCGUGCUCACAAGAUGGUCCUCUGUAUGUGCUGGUGGAAUAUGCCUCUAAAGGAAAUCUUAGGGAAUACUUGCGGGCGAGAAGGCCUCCUGGGAUGGACUACUCGUUUGACACUUGUAAAAUCCCAAAUGAAACUCUGACAUUUAAAGAUCUGGUGUCCUGCGCCUAUCAGGUCGCCAGGGGUAUGGAGUACCUGGCCUCAAAGAAGUGUAUCCAUAGGGAUCUUGCGGCUCGGAAUGUUCUGGUAACCGAGGACAACGUGAUGAAGAUUGCAGACUUUGGCCUGGCUAGAGAUGUGCACAACAUUGACUACUACAAGAAGACCACCAACGGUCGUCUGCCCGUCAAAUGGAUGGCACCAGAAGCACUGUUCGACCGCGUCUACACGCACCAGAGCGAUGUGUGGUCUUACGGAGUGUUGUUGUGGGAGAUUUUCACACUGGGCGGCUCACCGUACCCAGGUAUCCCAGUGGAGGAGCUCUUUAAACUGCUGAAGGAGGGUCAUCGGAUGGACAAACCUGCAAACUGCACUCAUGAACUGUACAUGAUUAUGCGGGAGUGUUGGCACGCUGUUCCUUCACAAAGGCCCACGUUCAGACAGCUGGUGGAGGAUCACGACAGGGUUCUUUCCAUGACCUCCACUGAUGAGUAUCUGGACCUGUCGGUGUCGUUUGAACAGUAUUCCCCUACCUGUCCAGACUCUAACAGCACCUGUUCCUCUGGCGACGACUCUGUGUUUGCUCACGACCCUUUACCUGACGAGCCCUGCCUCCCUAAACACCACCUCCACAGCAAUGGGGUCAUACAAACAUAAGGACCCAGGACAGAAAUGGUGGUUUGUGGGGACCUUCCGGUUCGCUGCACUGGACCAGCAUGUGGAGGCAGUGCAGA
Molecule: messenger RNA, 3153 nt
Organism: Sinocyclocheilus grahami
Lineage: Eukaryota; Metazoa; Chordata; Actinopteri; Cypriniformes; Cyprinidae
Gene: fgfr3
Product: fibroblast growth factor receptor 3
Exons: 18
Coding region: 620-3076 (818 amino acids)
Biological process (GO): positive regulation of MAPK cascade; protein phosphorylation; multicellular organism development
Cellular component (GO): signaling receptor complex; plasma membrane
Molecular function (GO): ATP binding; fibroblast growth factor receptor activity; fibroblast growth factor binding
Source: RefSeq, a predicted model, not a curated record